AUGGCCGAGGAGUCCAGCAAAGCCGUUAAGUACUACACGCUGGAAGAAAUCCAGAAGCACAACCACAGCAAGAGCACCUGGCUGAUCAUACACUACAAAGUGUACGAUUUGACCAAAUUUUUGGAGGAGCAUCCUGGUGGGGAGGAAGUCUUAAGAGAACAAGCUGGAGGUGAUGCUACUGAAAACUUUGAGGAUGUUGGACACUCUACAGAUGCGCGAGAAUUGUCCAAAACGUUUAUCAUUGGAGAGCUGCACCCAGAAGACAGAGAGAAGAUAACCAAGCCUGCGGAAAGUAUUAUUACUACCGUUGAUUCUAAUCCCAGCUGGUGGACCAACUGGCUGAUCCCAGCUAUCUCGGCACUGGUUGUAGCCCUGAUGUAUCACCUCUAUACUUCAGAAAACUAA
Messenger RNA from Rangifer tarandus platyrhynchus (Svalbard reindeer), 405 nucleotides. The record is from the annotation of a GenBank genome assembly. Lineage: Eukaryota; Metazoa; Chordata; Mammalia; Artiodactyla; Cervidae.